Molecule: messenger RNA, 585 nt
Organism: Juglans regia (Persian walnut)
Lineage: Eukaryota; Viridiplantae; Streptophyta; Magnoliopsida; Fagales; Juglandaceae
Product: late embryogenesis abundant protein 2-like
Exons: 3
Coding region: 95-295 (66 amino acids)
Source: RefSeq, a predicted model, not a curated record
CAUGUUGUGAGCUGCAGUACCAAGUUGAAAUCUCAGAGUUUCGUUUCAUUUACAGAGUUUUUGCAUUCCAAAGAGAGUAUUAAAUUUACUGAUCAUGGACCAAUCCCAGAACGCAAGUCACGAAGCUGGGCAGGCCAAGUGCCAAGCUCAGGAAAAGGCGAGCGGUCUGAUGGAAAAGGCUGGCAAUACUGCUCAAAGUGCCAAGGAAUCAUGCCAAGAGGCUACUCAGCAGAUGAAGGACAAGGCACAAGGGGCGACUGAUGCAGCUAAGAGUGCAGUAGGAGCGAACAAAUGAAACUAAUAAUCUAUCUAGGAGCUCAUCGAUCGAUCCAGCCCUCCGCAAAUAAAAUCUCAUGCCAUAUAUUGACUUCACUUCCAUUUUCUUUCUCUUCGCACUUUCUUUUGAUCUUGUUGUCAAUGAUGUGGUUGUUAAUUUGUCCUUUAAAUUAGGAAGGGAGCUCUUUUAUAGAGUGUUUUGGAGAAGUUCAUGCACAUUAAUGUUUCCUGAUCGAUGUGUUGUAUUAGCAGUUCGAAAUUCCUAUCUAUUGCAAUAAAAAAUAGACAACAUUACAAUCCAAUUGCAAA